Aedes albopictus (Asian tiger mosquito) is the source of this 3923-nucleotide messenger RNA. RefSeq lists its product as uncharacterized. Gene Ontology annotation, biological process: motor neuron axon guidance. NCBI's taxonomy places the organism in Eukaryota, Metazoa, Arthropoda, Insecta, Diptera, Culicidae. The transcript is spliced from 6 exons. Bases 1692 to 2648 code for a protein of 318 amino acids. The record is from RefSeq and is a predicted model, not a curated record.
UUUCUUGCGGUUUUAUGCUGGCUUCAAUCGUGGGCAGUGGGACUCGCCGCGGAGAGAAAGCGCGCAUCGAGCGUGGGAGCAGCGUCGAACGAAGGGUGAAAGACUCGCUUAUGCUCACGGUUUGCGCGUUUUUCCGUUCCGAAAUUUUCAGUCUAUUAUCAACGCUGAGCGUAGAUGAAUGUGCAAUCGUCUCGGUCGUGAAUGGGAUAGCUGCUCGCUUCCUCAGGACGUACAAUUCGUGGUUGACGGCUCCUUCCUCAAGUUCCGCGCCUCUGACUCUCGCGUGUGCUACAUUUCAUGCGUUACUUUUUUCUUUCCUGUGGGUACUAGGAGAGUGAUACCGCCGGGGAAGAGUUAAUCGAGUUUCCGAUGCUGUGUGCCAAUCAAACGGAUCAAUGCAAAUCCAUCUCAAUUAAGUUCAAUUAGUGUGCGGGAUGUCCUAGGAGUGACUUUGGGAUAGACCGGAGCAAAGUCGCUUAUCAUCUCACCUAGUUCUCGGUGCCACCUGUGCGCCCGUCCCGUCGUCAGUGGUAGCAGUGGUGUUGCCUCGGGGAAACUCUCAGUAGCAAGUUGGACAGGCAGGCGUCUGGCGUUUAGUCUGGCAGUGAGUGCAGCAGUGGUGCCGCCGCCGCCGUGUGCGAGGGAAUCCCACCGAGCGGAUUUACGACGUCGAAUUUCCGCAGUGUGGUAGCAGACAAACCGUAAACAUUACCACCAUCAGGUCCGUGGCGGGAGGCCAAAGUUCGUCCGGUCGCUGGUCGAGCUCGGGAGUGUGUACGUGUUCGCAUGUAGGGAGUCCGGAGGGGACGCUGUUGGCCGAGAAGAUAUAUACCUAAGUUCGUUUGUUUUAUUUGGAAGUCAUUAAUCACAGCAGGAAGCAACCGUGUUUUGCCGGGCUCGUUCUCAGUCUCCCAAAGGGAGGUGAUUUACGCGGAUGUUUUGUUACAGUUAAAAUACCCGUGGAAAAUAGCGGAACGCAACGUAUACUGUAUGUACCUUUCGGUGUAGCCCUUUCUCGGCACAUCUCGGUCGGUACUCUGUAAGGUCGAGGGUAGUGGAAGGCCAUCGCCGCGCCGAGUGCGAGUGCAAGUGUGCCAUAUAUUCUACUCGCAGUGAAAAACGUAGCAUUUUACCAAGUGAACGGUGCAUCAGACAUCCAUACAGCUACAGCAGUGAGUACGAGUUAGAAAGCAAAACGGAUGAAAAUUUAUAUGUGAUACCUGUCUGAGUCUCGGUGCACUUAAUUUCCAAGGAAACCAUCUCAACCGACCGUGUGAAUGGAGCGGGAAAUUCGUGACGUGUAUAAACAAAUGUGAAAAUCUCGGUUCCCCAUCACGUGCGGAUCAAAACAAGAUUCCUACCCCUUCCAGGCUGGAAUCCAGUUUAUCGCAGUCGAUAAAAAAAUCCCUCGUAAAAUCCCCAGCUGUGAAAGUAAUGAUUUAUUUUACACGCCUCUGAAAGAUUAAAUCAAUCUUCAUCAUCAUGGUGGUGGCGAAACACCCCAACCAUCAUCGCCAGCUCCAUCGUCGGCAGUGAACAGCAUAGUACCUGCCUAUUAGUAGUUAAACCACAACAACGUAACUAUAGUAUAGAAGACGGUAAAACAAAACCGCGGCUCAAGGCGAACAAAACAACGAAUCAUCAUCGGACUUCUUCCCCUCGUACCAGGCUUCAGUGAAACGGAAUAUGAAAUGUGGUAUUUGCUAGUGCUGCUGCAAAUUUGUUUUGUUAAAGAAACAGCCUUCGGAAUCAAGCUGACGGAGGUACGAGUGCCCAAACACACCGUCAGGGAUCACCCGGUGCGCCUCGAGUGCCACUACGAGAUGGAGGGCGAUGCACUGUACGCGGUGAAGUGGUACAAGGACGGCAACGAGUUCUAUCGCUACGUGCCAAGAGAUAAUCCGCCCAUCCAAGUUUUCGACCUGAAAGGAAUAAAUGUAGACGUACAAAAUUCUUCCAACGAGCAAGUUGUGCUGGAUCCAGUCGAACUGGAAUCUAGUGGGAAAUAUCGAUGUGAGGUAUCAGCUGAAGCACCAUCCUUCCAGACCGUGUCCGAACAUGCAGAGAUGACUGUCGUUGUUCUUCCGGACGAGGACCCCCACAUAACGGGAGGGAAACCUCGCUAUCAGAUCGGAGACUACGUGCGGGUUAACUGCACUUCCGGUCGAUCCAAACCUGCAGUACACCUGACCUGGUACAUCAACAGUGAACCGGCAGACCACGGGUUGGUACGACAAUACGAGCCCAUCGUCUCUGGCUCGGACAGACUCGAGACCUCCAUCCUCGGGCUGGAGUUCCGCGUCAAGCCAAAGCACUUCAAGCGAGGCGACAUGAAACUCAAGUGUCUCGCCACCAUCUCGACCGUCUACUGGAAGAGCAACGAGGAAAGCGUCGAAGGCGAUAAACCGCAGAAGGCUCCGAUGCUGGAAUCGCGGAAAGCGGUCGCCUCCAACACCCGGGCGGAUCGCGUUCAAGCUCACAACAGCGCAUCCAGCAUAGGACUACGCAGCUCCUUGUGGGCAUCCUGCGUCGCCUUUUUCAUCAUCUGCUCGUCGGCAUCGCUACUUUCGUCCUUCGGCGUCGGCGUCGCCGGCACAAACUUUCUCCAGAGGCAGCGCCAAUUCAGCAAUCAACUGGCACUAAGGUAACUAGCGACCGACGACGUCGUCGCAAAUGAAAGGGUUUGUAGUCAGCAGCAGCAGCAGCAGCACACGUACGGGAAAUCGUGCACCCACAAGAACCUAACCAACUGAAAUGUGUGUGUAAUUCAAUUAAGACUUCGACGGAAACCAAAAUUUUAACUUAAAACAAAAAGAAACUCUUCGGUGGAGGUUGGGACCGACCGGGUUGGAACGAAAUUUAAAUAACGGACGGGCGUGUGAAGUUCUAUUCGAAAGAGGUUAGGUUUUUAUCGUCUGAUGUUUUGAAUGCGUGUGUGGAAACAGGAUGGAGUGACUGGAGCACUAAGUGAGAACGAUAGAGCGAAUGAAGUUCCUUACAGGACUGUUGUUUUAGAUAAUUAAGUAUCGAAUAAAAUAGUAAUAUUACAAAAAAUGUGGCAACGAUGGAAAAUUUCAGAAAGUAUCAAACGAGACGCAUGAUUGGGGAUAAGAUUGCUUGACGAUAGCGUAAUUUAUUUUAAAUGGUAUAAGAAGAGAGACACUUUUGCUAUCUGGAAGUAAAUCAAAUUAAUUUUCAAUGCAAACAAGCCGGUAAACAACGACGAAGCAAAAGCAAGAAGAAAGUACCGAAGCUAAAAUGAUUUCAUCGUGGUAAAUGUCUUCAUUUCGUUACGCUAGUCUAACAACAUAGUCUGCGCUGGAGGAGGCAAAGUGCGAAAGAUAGCUAUACGUUUUCAGUUGAUUUAGUCAAAUAGCAUUAUCAUUUCAACGUACUCUGUAAAUAAAGCCGAUUUGCACCAUACUUCUACUACAUGAAACCGCAUCGUCCCGCUUAACGAACGAACGACCCAUCCCUCGAUUUCAGCCCCGUUCGUCAUGCAUCGUCUCAGAGGGUGGUGGUGUUGGGUAACAUUUUUAUUUGGAAGCCCCGAACCGGCACAGGAAAUAGCGAGAAUCGUGCAUGAAAUCAGGAAAUAGAUUUUCCUUCUCCUUUCCGAUCUUCUUCGGGUACCUCCUCCAACCACACAAAACUCGUCCUGUUGCGUCGCGUCGUGUACCGCAAAGCUCAUUGCGUGUUUGUUUCAAACACCUCUCCCAAAAUCCUCCCUCGCCUUCUUGCCUAGGGCCUGAUGUAGGUUGAUACAUACAAAUCUAAAUAUCAGACCAGGCAAACAAAAACCACCACAUUUCACCUCUUCAGGACAAUGGGUUGAGUAGAAUUCCUAUUUCUCUAUACUAGGGUGGAAACAAACUUCUUGUUAAUAAGUUGUUAUGUGAACAACCCAAGAAACAGAACUAGUU